This is a messenger RNA of Poecilia reticulata (guppy), 1638 nucleotides long. NCBI's taxonomy places the organism in Eukaryota, Metazoa, Chordata, Actinopteri, Cyprinodontiformes, Poeciliidae. The record is from RefSeq and is a predicted model, not a curated record.
AUUUCCUAUGCAGUGGCUGUUGGACCACUUCCUAUGUGUCAGCCUCAGCUUAAUUAUGACACUCAAACUAAAACCUUGUGAUGCUGCACAGAGUCUCUGAACUAUGUUUUGAUGAGCUGUGAUGAUGGUGUGACUGGAGAAGGAGUCUUUGAUUUGCUUCACUCUGCCUUCGUUUAUGCAAAGACAUGACUUCAUCGCCUCGAAACGCGUUCAUUUGUGUAUUUUUUCUGACUUACUGGAACGCCUGCAUUUUCCCAGGAAAUGCUGCAGCACAUCGGCGUCGAUCCUGGCUGGGAUGUCGAGUUCUGAUACACUGUCAGGGUCACAGUGCUGACUCAGGCUCUUUCAAAUGGUUUUACAAGGAGAAUGAGCACAGUAAGGAAAUCCAGCUAUUCUUUCAGAAUAAGAAUGGAGUAAAACUCUACGAUGCCAAUCGUCCAAAAGCAGACGUUACGGCAAAUCGGUCUCUGGUUAUAAACAAUUUUACUGAUAAAGAUCAGGGCGACUACUGGUGUGAAAACUGCCCUCAAGAAACCUGCAGCAGGGAACCGUCCAGCUUCAUCACUAUACAGAAAGAAAUUAUGGAUGAAAUUCAAGAGACAUUUUACAUCCUUCACGGCAGCAGUUUCACCCGCUCAUGCCCAGGUGAACUUCUUAACUUAAAAUGGACAUUUGAAGCCAGUAAUGCAACCCAAAGGGAAUUAGAACUAGGAUCAGAAAUGGUUACUCUUACUACCAACAAGACCUUAUAUGUUGGAUCUGUCAAAAAUACUAAUGCUGGGAAAUACACCUGCUGGGUGAAUAGAUGUGGUGGUCCGAAUCAGAAACAGCUCACAAUCAACUUAUGCGUCGUCACAGUUUCCCGCAAAGGGCAUUCUAUUUUUUCUUGUGCUGCGACAUGCGAUGUGGGAUUAAAUGAUCUAAAAAACAUUUCAAGUCUUCUGAUGAGCAAACAAACAAUAUCAGUGGACAUAGAUCCAUCUGGGUCCUUAAUCUGUAACUCAACUGAGCUCUUGGAUGUUCAGCCUACAACAACUACAAACAGCUACACAGUGUCAGCUGCUUUAAACACAACUAUGGGUGUUUUUGAGAUGACUGAAUCUUUGAUGCCAAUUAUUUAUGGAGUAGUAGCUGCCUUUACCUUUUUUAUUUUACUUGCAAUUUUAACUUUCUGUUUGAAAUCAAGAGUACAUAAUGCAUUUCCUUUUCAUCUUUCAUGUUGUGGCUUCACUCGGGAGGCAGAAGAGGAGCCCACAGUAAUUUAUUCAUCUGUCAUCAUCAAGACACCGGCAAAAGCAAGAAGUCAACACACAGAUCCUGAAAGCUGUAUUUACAGCGAAUUAAAGUGUAGAGGAAAUACCAUUUAGUGUUGAUAGAAAUCAACACUAAAUGGAAUUUUUGGUGAUCAUUAUUUCCACACUGUCAGUAGAUUUUGUGAUUGAUUCCACGUCAGUGACUUGUGUUUCAUGACACUUUGAAAACAUUCACUCACCCACAGGGAGUUUUUCAUCCAAACUACUGAAGAAAGAUGAUGGAAUCUAUUUAUGAUUUUACAAUUAUCUUGAAUCAAGAAAACUUAAGCUGCUCUGUUUAGCUCAGUGGUUCUUAACCUUUUUUGAGGUACCGAACCCACCAGUU